This is a messenger RNA of Silurus meridionalis, 6544 nucleotides long. RefSeq names its product adenylate cyclase 1a (gene adcy1a). Gene Ontology annotation, cellular component: plasma membrane. Gene Ontology annotation, biological process: adenylate cyclase-activating G protein-coupled receptor signaling pathway; cAMP biosynthetic process; intracellular signal transduction. Gene Ontology annotation, molecular function: adenylate cyclase activity. The record is from RefSeq and is a predicted model, not a curated record. NCBI's taxonomy places the organism in Eukaryota, Metazoa, Chordata, Actinopteri, Siluriformes, Siluridae. The transcript is spliced from 20 exons. The coding region runs from base 323 to 3694 and encodes 1123 amino acids.
CCCACCACCCCCCGGAAGACCGGCUCGACAAGGGGCGGGAGCGCGCGAGGAAGAAAGCGGAGGCGGGCUACUGGCGGGUUCGCGCGCGCUGCCGGCGGUCUCGUUAUUUAUUUAUUUUUUUCCACGGCGCGCGGCAGACGGCGGGUCGCCGGCUUGUGUGCGGGCAGCAGCGCGGCGCGUGCGGCGCGUCUGAGCCGAGCUUCACGCUCGCGGCUGCGUCUCAGGGGUGGUGGGGGGGCUAGAGAGAGGCUGCUGCGGGACGGGUCCGUGCGGGCGCCUGGACUCACCCACGCGCGCUUAUCCAGUGAGGCGGGAGGGUCGGAUGAAUGGCCCCGCAAUGGAGGAAGUGCCGGUUUCUCGAGUCCACGCGCGGCGCAGGAAGAGGCGCCUGGCCAAGACGCGGUUUGCGCGCAUCCCUUGCGAGGAGGAGUUCGACUGCAAGGAGCUCGAGAGCCUCUUCCAGAAGUACAAUCUGAAACUCGAGCAGACCGCGACGCUGAAAGCGCUGGCUGUGCUCAUUCUCGCCGCGUCCGCCCUCGCGCUGGUCGAGCUGCUGUCCGCGGGCUCGCGCUUCACCGUCUCCAAGGGCUCGCACCCGGUGCACUGCGUCAUCUUCACCUCGCUCUUCAUCGUCACCAACGUCAAGUACCUGCAGGUGACGCAGCUGCAGCAGAUCGCCCGGCUCGCGCUGCUCUUCAGCUUCACGUUCGCGCUGCUUUGCUGCCCGUUCCCGCUCGCCCUCGGGCCUGGCGCGCAGCAGGGCGCGCACGGCGCACGGGGAGCCGACGCAGCGGGCGCCGCACCCGAGCAAGGUGUGUGGCAGCUCAUGCUUGUCACGUUCGUCGCCUACUCCUUGCUCCCGGUGCGGACCCUCUUGGCCGUAGUGUUCGGUGUGCUGGUCGCCGCGUCGCACUUGAUCGUGACGGUCACGUCUCUAACUGCCCUCAGACCGCGCGUCUGGAGUCCGCUGGUGGCAAAUGCAGUGCUGCUGAUUGGUGUGAACCUGUCGGGUGUAUUCGUUCGAGUCCUUACUGAGCGUGCCCAGAGGAAGGCCUUUCUGCAAGCGAGGAGCUGCAUCCAGGAACGCCUUCAGCUGGAAGACGAAAAUGAAAAACAGGAACGCCUUCUAAUGAGUCUGCUGCCCAGAAACGUUGCCAUGGAGAUGAAGGAGGACUUUCUUAAACCACCAGAAAGAAUCUUCCACAAGAUCUACAUCCAACGGCAUGAUAACGUGAGCAUCCUGUUUGCAGACAUUGUUGGGUUCACCAGUUUGGCCUCACAAUGCACAGCUCAGGAGUUGGUCAAACUAUUGAACGAACUGUUCGGGAAGUUUGAUGAGCUCGCCACAGAAAACCACUGCAGAAGAAUAAAGAUCCUGGGGGACUGUUAUUACUGUGUGUCUGGUUUGACUCAGCCCAAAGCUGACCACGCCCACUGCUGCGUGGAAAUGGGACUCGACAUGAUUGACACCAUUACGUCUGUUGCUGAGGCGACGGAGGUGGAUCUGAACAUGCGUGUGGGAUUGCACACAGGUCGUGUGCUGUGUGGGGUUCUGGGAUUGAGGAAGUGGCAAUAUGAUGUUUGGUCGAAUGAUGUCACGCUGGCGAACAUGAUGGAGGCAGGAGGACUCCCUGGUAAGGUCCAUAUCACCAAAGCCACUCUGGAAUGCCUAAAUGGAGAUUAUGAGGUGGAGCCAGGCAAUGGGCACGAGAGACACGCCUUUCUCAGCAAACACGCCAUUGAGACCUUUUUUAUUGUGCCCUCUCACAGGCGCAAGAUUUUCCCUGGCUUGAUUCUGUCUGAUAUAAAGCCAGCAAAGAAGAUGAAGUUUAAGACGGUCUGCUACCUCCUUGUGCAGCUCAUGCACUGCAGGAAAAUGUUUAAGGCCGAGAUCCCCUUCUCCAACGUCAUGACUUGCGAGGACGACGAUAAGAGGCGAGCUCUACGCACUGCAUCAGAAAAGAUACGCAACCGCACAUCCAUUUCGGGAGUAGCACAGAACUCACCUGGCACACGUGUGAAUCGCUACAUUGGAAGACUUAUUGAAGCUCGGCAAACCGAAUCAGAAACGGCAGACCUCAAUUACAUCACCCUGACCUACAGGAGCAGAGAAAGAGAGCGAACGUAUCAGCAGGUGUAUGAUGACGGCUUUAUCAGCGCUGUGGUGAUCUCUCUCCUCCUCACUUCACUCUUCGCUCUCGUCUAUUUUCUGAUUAUCCCUCAAGGUCUGGUGAUCAUUGUUUUGCUGGUUAUUUGUAUCUGUUUUCAUAUGGCGAGUGUAAUGUACCUUCACAUCACUCAUGUGCAGUGCUCUCCAGACUGUCUUACUCUGCAGAUCAGGACGGUUUUGUGUGGCUUUCUGGUCCUUCUGACGUAUUCGGUGACCCAGGGCUGUGUGGUGGCGUGCAUGCCAUGGUCCUGGCAGGGCAACUCUAGCGUCUCUAUUAUCACGGUUCUCAUAGUGAACAACACGACUGUGAGCACAGGUGUGUGCAAAUACACUCCGUACGUGUUCUUAUCUUGCGUGAUGGCAUUGCUAUCCAUGGCUCUCUACCUGCGCGUGUCAUCGCUACCCAAGAUUCUCUUGCUUCUCCUCCUCAACGUCCUCCAUACCGUUGUCAUGGAGACCAGCGGUUAUCGGCAGGCUGUGGGAGGAGGGUUCUUUCACACACAUGGGUAUGAUCCUGUUCUGGCUAUGCUCCUCUUUUCUGGAGCAAUGAUACUCCACUGCAGACAACAGGACCUCAAACUGCGACUUGACUACCUUUGGGCCACACAGGCUGAAGAGGACAAACAUGACAUGGAGAAGGUGAAGCUGGACAAUAAGAGGAUUCUCUUUAACCUGCUCCCUGCCCAUGUGGCCCAACACUUUCUCCAGUCUAACCCACGCAACAUGGAUCUGUACUAUCAAUCCUACUCUCAGGUGGGCGUCCUGUUCGCCUCCAUCCCAAAUUUCAAUGACUUCUACAUUGAGCUGGAUGGAAACAACAUGGGUGUAGAGUGUUUGCGGCUCCUCAAUGAGAUCAUCGCGGAUUUCGAUGCACUGCUGGAUAAAGAGUGUUUUAAGGACAUUGAGAAGAUUAAAACUAUCGGCAGCACUUACAUGGCAGCAGCGGGCCUUGUUCCUACCACUGGUUCUAAGGCCAAGAAGUCCAUUUUUGAACAUUUAUGCACGGUGGCCGACUUUGCCAUAGAGAUGUUCAAAGUUCUAGAUGCGAUAAACUACCAGUCAUACAACGAUUUUGUGCUUCGAGUGGGUAUUAAUGUAGGUCCAGUGGUUGCAGGAGUGAUCGGUGCUCGUAGGCCUCAGUAUGACAUCUGGGGAAACACAGUGAAUGUGGCGAGCAGAAUGGACAGUACAGGAGUACAAGGGAAAAUCCAGGUGACCGAAGACGUCUUCCGCCUCCUCUCUGGCCAUUACCGCUUUCUAUGCCGCGGUCAGGUCAGCGUGAAAGGCAAAGGCCAAAUGCUCACCUACUUCCUAGAGAGCUGGUCGCAGGAAGGUCUGCUCCAAUCCUGCUCCCCGAGUCUGGAGCACCGUGGAAGCCCAUGUAUCCAGACCAAGUUGAGCCAUGCCCCCAGUGCUGCCAGUUACGGAGUCAAAGCACAGAAUAUUGGCCCUGGUCCCACCUCCUCCAACAACAGCAUCCUCUACCUGCCCUCAAUCUCAGUCGACAUGGAGAUGGAGGUGUGACUGACAUGAAGAUGGAGGCACUUUUAUGGCAACCAACCUGUUAGCAAAUCAAGGGGGAGUGAGAUGUGAAGGAGUGAGGGGACGACUGGAGGACACCGAAGAACACACUGACACUGAGAAGGCUUGAGAAAAAGCAAAGUAUAAUUGAGUAAAAUAGAAGUCUUCGCCGUCCGAAGGGUGAUCAUGAUGUUUAUGAGAGAUGAGACAUUGAAAUCUCUCAUGCAGAGAAUAACUCCACCCCCCCCCCAGACACAUGCAAAGAUAAUGAGCAGGUUCGUCUGUUUGUGUGUGUCUGUGCGUGUGUGUGUGUGUGUGUGUGUGUGUGUGUGUGUGUGUGUGUGUGUGUACAUGUGUAUCCGUUUUAAAGAGUCUUCCUCAGUCCAGCUAGAUAUCAGGGGCUCCUAAAGAGGAGCGUGUGUUUUAGAGUUAUGGCAGCUUCACACCAACAAAGGAGCUACACACACUCCUCUGUGUGUGGGUUUGUGUGUGUGUGUGUGUGUGUGUGUGUGUGUGUGUGUGUGUGUGUUUACUUGCCUACAAAUAUAAUAAGUAAUGGUUUGAAAUUAAUGCCACGGCAUUAACCAUUCAAAGCAUGUUUAUGCAGUGGGGACCAAACAUUUAUCACGUAAUCAGCGCUGUAUUUUACAUCUGUGUGUUUGAGUUCAUGACAGGGAGAGACAGUCAAUGCCCAUGGCAUGACAUUAAAACAAAACCCCAUUCGUGUUCUGUUUAGUCGGUGAAAAGUUUAUAAAAACAUUUAUCGAUGUACAGAAAAUUGAAACUCGUAUCCUUUCAAAGUAUUUCUUCUUGUUGCCUUUUUCGAGCGAGUGAACAGAUGAUCCAGUACAUCCAGGGGCUAAAAUCAUGUAAAUAGCAUCCUGUUAUCAUGAACAAUGGGAUAAACCGUGGGCUCCGAACACCGGUGAAGUAAAACACUAAAGUGUACACACUGGUGCUUUGAGAAAGGAACGUUCUUGACGUCACUGCACACUUCCUGCUGCUCUUUGACCUUUUAAUAUGAUGGAGAUAUGGAGUCUGGCACAAACACAAAUACAGAGGAAAAAGCUUUUGUCUUGAAUACCCACCUUACACAGACACUGAAGUUCCCUAGCUGUGCAUGUGAAAUCAGCAUGUAAAACAGUGGCUUAGCUGCACAUAAAGAAUGAAAUGUACUCUAUCAGCUGCAGGAAACUUAAGUGUCCACUGGGGAUAAUGAGCAGCUUUUUAUAAGUUUGAAAAUAGCUCACAUGGCUUGUACUUAUUUGUGGAAACAGUUGUGAUAUUUGUUCUAUUCAGAGUUUCUAAGUAGGCUAACACUCAGCUGGAUCUUGCUAGCGCUGGUGGCAAGGGGAUUUAGUCUUGGCACUUGUACAAGAAGGAGUGCUUGCACAGGAUAAAACCGGUAUUAGAUUCGAAAUGGUACAGUCAGGUGGUGGUUGCCGUCAUGCGUUCAGGGUAUACUGUAUAAAGGGCCUCUGAGAUACUUGGUUUGUGGUCCUAAAGUGUAUUUGAUCAGUUAGUAUCAUAUUUAUUUUAUAGCAUUUCAAUUUCUUAGUGAAAUGCUAUCGUAACUUUCUCCAAAUAUGCCUACGGAAUGAAGUUGGCUUCAAGCUUGCCGCUCUGCAUGUCCCUCUUCGCAUGCCACAGUUCUACCUUGUCUUGUUCUUUUUGCUAAGUGCAAUGUGACUCUAAUGCAUGACUAAUGCAAAAAAAACAGAACAAAAAGGGUGAAACGUGUAAUGGGUAUUAUUUAGAAACUAUUUUUUUAGUUGCACUGCAUGAAUGUAGAACAGUGGCCUUUUGUUCACUUUUACUGUGUUUUUUCAGUCUCGAACCUUUAUCGACAGCUUGUUUGCUUUUUUUUUUUUCUCCAUGCAUGGUGCUGUGAAGUGUUGGAGAAAGCUUAAGAGUUUUGUAGCAUUGCUGCCUUUUUUGGCUCUUGAGGUGACUGCCUUCUAUCCAGGGGUUGUUGGUUUGGGUGUAUUCCUUUGUGCCAACACAUUUUGUUAACAACAUAUCAAUUCCAGUGUUCUAUUGUAGCACAAUUUUGUGAUAUUGUGUAUGAUUCUACUUUUUAAACUAAUCUAGAGUUUUAUAUGCACUGUAUCCAUUAAGGGUACAGUUUUGGCUUCCUGUAAAUCUUUGGGGUUAGAUGUUUCAAUGUUGGGUGUGUUCUCCUGGGUUUUGGGGAAUUAUAUUUUCAUGAAUCUACAUUAGCCCUGGGUGAUACAUUCUUUCCUAAUUAAAGACAAAGUUCUCAAAGCUUGUAAUUGGACACAUAAUUACACUUUGAGCAUUGUUGCACUUCUUAUGAUCAACAUUUGUUCACUCCAAAAAAUGGAUAUAUUAUCAGAAUUUAAAAAACUUACAUAACAUUUUAUCUUUCUACAUGACAAAUAUAUAUAUGAAAAUCAUUAUAGAAAAGCCAAACUCAUUUUAUCUCUAAAAAUGCCUAGAUCAGAGUUUAUGAUCAAACAAAUGUAGCCACAUAAAAAUCUAUUUUCUAUAUACAAAACAGUGGCCUGAUAUGUUGUCAUUCUAAAUAUUAGAACUUUAAUAACGCAUAAAAUGUUCACAGUAAAUCCGCUCGAUUUUCAUGUUAAUUAGAUAUUUUCAUAUAUGAUACGGGUUUAAAAAAAAAGAAGAAAAAAAAAGACGUAUGGAAUCUACUGCAGAGUAAACUGAAAGUAUUUUACUUAUAACCUUAAAUCUAUGUGCUAUUUUUGGGGUUGCAAUGUCCUGAUUGCAAUGUUGAUAUAUGUGAAUGUAAAUUUCAUAUUGAGAUCUUUUAUACUUGUGUUUGCACUGUUCUGAAAUAAAAUGACAAUAAGAGAAAGAUACAAAGCCCGA